AAAACUACAUGAAUAACCCAAGAACUCCAGGAGAUUCCAACCAAGCCCAGAGCUGUCAAAACCACCAACCGCGACACACAGGUCCGCGCGCUCCCUGCUGGGAAAUGCAGUCCGGAAGUCGUGUGGAGUUGCAGGCACUUCCGCUCGGGCAUGUCGGGAAUUGUAGUACAGGGCCAGGCUGUGCUCAAAGCCACUUUAGCCGCGGGAAGACGAGUCGGCGCCGAGGUGUCGCGCCGAGAGUUCUCCCCUUCCAGAUCACCGCCUUCCCCAGUAGGAAGAGGAAAAAAAUGAUCAAGUUUCAGGCAGCAGUGACGUUCCAGGACGUGGCCGUGAUCUUCUCGGAGGAGGAGCUGGGGCUGCUGGAGCCCGCACAGCGGGAACUGUACCGGGACGUGAUGCUGGAGAACUUCCGGAACCUGCUGUCCCUGGGCCCUCAGCCCUCCAUGCCAGACCUUAUCUCCCACCUGGAGAGCGAGGAGAGGCUCUGGGCCACUGAGAGAGGUCCACCCAGGAUCCAGCUGGGGCCGGAGCCUGCAACGCGAUGCCCUUCACUGAGGGAGCUCUCGAGCUGGCAGAUCCAGAGACACAUUGUCAGCAAACUGGCCAGGACUUGCACCUUGGCACUGGCCCAUCCAAGUGGCUCUCACUGCCCAGAGUCACCAGGCUUGCCCUGUGGGGGCACCAGCUGUCAUGCAUUCACCAGCCUGGCACAGACCUUCUGGCACCGGGCAGAUGUGGCAAGUGGCCCCCAGUGUGUGCAGCCCCCCUCUGCUGCCGACAUGUUUGUCUGCACCCUGCGGCCCCAGCGAGACAGAGUCCCCCGCAAUGACUGUGGGCCAGACGCCUGCCCAGAUUCAGCUCAUGAGACAGCUCCCAGGAACAGCUGCAGCCGGGGAGCGCAGCAGCAGGGACAUACAGGGGAGAAGGGGCCCCCUGCAUCCCACCCACCCCAGAAAGAGCCCCAUGGUGACAGCCCAGCCAUGCCCAGGCCCCCGAGUGCCCGUGGUGGCAAGAAACGCUACUGGUGCCAGGACUGCGGGAAGGGCUUCAGCCAGAGCUCGAACCUGCAGACCCACCAGCGCGUCCACACUGGCGAGAAACCCUACUCAUGCCUGGAGUGCGGCAAGAGCUUCAACCAGACCUCACACCUCUACGCGCACCUGCCCAUCCACACGGGCGAGAAGCCCUACACAUGCGGGGCCUGCGGCAAGGGUUUCAGCCGGAGCACGGACCUCAACAUCCACUGCCGCGUCCACACGGGCGAGAAGCCCUACAAGUGCGGGGCGUGCGGGAAGGGCUUCACGCAGCGCUCACACCUGCAGGCGCACGAGCGCAUCCACACGGGCGAGAAGCCCUACACGUGCGGGGCCUGCGGGAAGCGCUUCAGCUGCAGCUCAAACCUGCACACGCACCAGCGCGUGCACACCGAGGAGAAGCCCUACUGCUGCGGCGAGUGCGGCAAGCGCUUCAGCCUGAGCUUCAACCUGCAGAGCCACCAGCGCGUGCACACGGGCGAGAAGCCCUACCGCUGCGGCGAGUGCGGCAAGGGCUUCAGCUCGGCCUCCAGCUUCCAGAGCCACCAGCGCGUGCACACCGGGGAGAGGCCCUUCCGCUGCGGCGUGUGCGGGAAGGGCUUCAGCCAGAGCUCCUACUUCCAGGCGCACCAGCGCGUGCAUACGGGUGAGAAGCCCUACAAGUGCGAGGUGUGCGGCAAGCGCUUCAACUGGAGCCUGAACCUGCACAACCACCAGCGCGUGCACACGGGCGAGAAGCCCUACAAGUGUGAUGAGUGCGGCAAGGGCUUCAGCCAGGCCUCGAACCUGCAGGCCCACCAGAGCGUCCACACCGGCGAGAAGCCCUUCAAGUGCCAGGCGUGCCAGAAGCGGUUCAGCCAGGCCUCCCACCUGCAGGCCCACCAGCGGGUGCACACGGGCGAAAAGCCAUUUAAGUGCGAGACAUGCGGGAAGGCCUUCAGCCAGCGCUCCAACCUCCAGGUGCACCAGAUAGUGCACACAGGGGAGAAGCCCUUCCGGUGCGAGGAGUGUGGCAAGGAGUUCAGCUGGAGUGCGGGACUCAGCGCCCACCAGCGGGUGCACACGGGCGAGAAGCCCUACACGUGCCAGCAGUGCGGCAAGGGCUUCAGCCAGGCCUCCCACUUCCACACACACCAGCGGGUGCACACCGGGGAGCGGCCAUACGUCUGCGGUGUGUGCUGCAAGGGCUUCAGCCAGAGGUCACACCUCGUCUACCACCAGAGGGUCCACGCUGGAGGGAAUCUCUAGGGCAGCGUGGAAGAACCUGCAAGGAUGGCUCCCUCUCCCUCUCUCUCCUCUGGUUGCUGGUGGUAGGCCAGAGUUCCUUCAGAACCCACAGGCUUCAAGGAAGCAUCACGGGAAAGGAGGUGCAUUUAAAAGGUGCUUCUUGGGAGGCUGGAGCGAUUGUAGGGCACUUGCCUUGCACGCAGCCAACCUGGGUUCAAUCCCCAGCAUCCCAUAGGGCCCCCCGAGCACUACCGGGAGUGAUUCCUGAGUGCAGAACCAGGAGUAACCCCUGAACAUCACCAGGUGUGACCUCAAAGCUUUAAAAAAAUGCUGUUUGGGAGAUAGUGCCAGGGCUAGGGCACAUGAGCCUGACCAGGUGUGAUCCCGAGCACUACUCAGCCUUCGGAGCAUCACCAGAUGUGGCCCUUGAGGUUGCCAGCACCAUGGGAGUCCACAGACCCCAGCAUGGACACGCGGCCCCAACUGAGUACUGCUGCUGGGGCCCCCUGAGCACGACUUGGAUGGCCCACCCACCCCAAAGGCUAUUCUGUGAAUCGUCACAAGCACAGAUUUCACGGGUUUUUCUCAUCUGUUCUAGAGAUGUGCAGUCCGUGCCAUAUCAGAGUUUCAGAUGUUUUGCGUUCUCCCACGGCAACACAACAGAUGCACACAGCUCCUCAGCCUGUACCUAGGAGAGGCUGUGGCAGGAACAACCAUGGGCAAGAUGUAGACCAAAAUGAUCCCCACAUACUUGACAUCGCCUGUCCUGUGGAGCCGCACACCACGUAUCUACCAUGUAGAGCCAUGCGUGCCUCAGACAGGUGCCCCUCAGGGUGUGGAGCCGGGUGGGGUCUCACGCUGAGAGGGGUCACGACAGCCCACCCAGGACCCCUCCAUCCGAAAUGACUGACACUCAGAGGAAUCCUGCAAGUAGCCUUAAUGUUCACUCCAGGAAAUGGGAAUCAGAGCUGGGGAGUCCCGUGCUGCCAACAUUUCCCCCCGUUUCUACCCAUAGGGCUGGCCCCUCCACAUCUAUGGGGUGGCGUGGCACUGUGUACCGCGUGAAAGUUUCACCUUUGUAUUUUAUAGACCGAGAAGUCAGUUUUGUAUUCCUCGACAAUAAAACACUGCCAUUUCUAUUAUUGCAAGAGCUGAACCUCAGUUCAUUGCAGUAGGAGUUUACUGUAAAGCUGUCCAAAGUCAUUUCCAGUGACCAAAAGGGUUCUGAGUAAAACAGCCAUGAGUAGCUGCUCUCCUUGUCUUGCCCUGUUCUGGCGCAGGCAAGAUGGGCACCUCUGAGAAUCCAUCUUUACUUUAAACCUUCAGAGACUCCAGGAGAUUCUGAGAUUUUUCACAUCACAUCCCAACUGUGGGUAUGAAAAGACCCUAACCGAGUUGGCUGGGGUUUCACUAAGUACAUUGCUCAGGAUGUGGGAUGUGGGAUGUGGGUUGCAACAGAACUUGUCAG
Messenger RNA from Sorex araneus (European shrew), 3729 nucleotides. RefSeq names its product zinc finger protein 235 (gene ZNF235). The coding region runs from base 9 to 2282 and encodes 757 amino acids. The transcript is spliced from 5 exons. Gene Ontology annotation, molecular function: RNA polymerase II cis-regulatory region sequence-specific DNA binding; DNA-binding transcription factor activity, RNA polymerase II-specific. Lineage: Eukaryota; Metazoa; Chordata; Mammalia; Eulipotyphla; Soricidae. The record is from RefSeq and is a predicted model, not a curated record. Gene Ontology annotation, cellular component: PcG protein complex; transcription regulator complex. Gene Ontology annotation, biological process: regulation of transcription by RNA polymerase II.